UGCGUUUUCCCGGAGAAUGGAAGCGCAUGACGGGGAUUACUAUAUUCUCACACUUUUCCAGAUACACCAGCUCAACUAAAUAGAGUCGCCUAUACCGAUCGGGGUAAUUGGAUUUUAUAACAUCCACCUACUCAUCACAAAAAAAAAAUAAUAAUAAUAAUAACGGCAAACUCGUGUUUUAGACCGCACGGCGAGGGGCUAAGUUGCAUCUUUCUGUAAUGGUAAAAAGGCUGCCGCGAUCCUGGCCAGUGGAAUUUAGAGAGACUCUGCCUUUAGACAAUCCCGUUUUACACAAAUUGUCAGACUGAAACUGAGCAACUUCAGCGUUUUUCUAUAGGAUGUCGCGCCGCAAGCAAGCUAAGCCAAGAUCACUGAAAGUAGAAGACAAUGUGACAGAGGACCAGCACAGUCCUGGGCAGACUGCCAUUCCAAGCGAUCCAGAGUGCGCCCUCGAGAGGGCGGCGGAGGAUGGUGAGACCGGGCGUCUGAGGAAGAGGCUGCUCUCUCCAGAGGAAGGAGAGGAGGGAGAGGACGACGACGAGGAGCCCGCGCUGCACAGCUGCGACAGCUGCCGGCAGGUGUUCGAGUCGCUGAGCGAUCUCACCGAACACAAGAUUAAUCAAUGCCAGCUGACAGACGGUGCUGAUCUUGAGGAUGACCCAUCGUGUUCUUGGCCAGCAUCAUCUCCUUCCAGUAAGGAUCAGACUUCUCCAGGACACUGCGAGGACUAUGAUUUUGGGGAGGAAGAAGGGGGCCCUGGCCUGCCAUACCCAUGCCAGUUCUGUGACAAGUCCUUCAGCCGCUUAAGCUUCCUCAAGCGCCACGAACAGAGCCACGGGGAUAAACUCCCUUUCAGCUGCACCUUUUGCAGUCGCUUGUUUAAGCACAAGCGCAGUCGAGAUCGGCACGUGAAGCUACACACCGGUGAUAAGAAGUACCACUGUGGGGAGUGUGACUCUGCCUUUUCCCGCAGUGAUCACCUCAAAAUCCACAUGAAAACUCACGCCUCUAACAAACCCCACAAGUGCCCUGUGUGCCGCCGAGGCUUCCUUUCCUCCAGCUCCCUCCACGGCCACAUGCAAGUACACGAAAGGGGCAAAGAUGGCAGCAGCUCAAGCCUUUCUCGAGCUGAUGAAUGGAAGCUGAAAGAAACUCGCAAAUGCAGCCGUUGUGAAGAGGGCUUUGACGUUCCAGAGGAGCUCCAGAGGCACAUCGCGGAGUGCCACCCUGAGUGCUCUCCAUCAGAGGAUGGAGGCCUGGGUGCCACACUGCAGUGCAUUUACUGCCAUGAGCCCUUCAGUGAUGAGGGAACCCUGCUGACCCACAUUGACCAGGCCCACAGCCGAGACAGGAAGGGCCACACCUGUGCUAUCUGCUCUGAGCACUUUCUGUCUGUCGAGGACCUCUAUGCUCAUAUGGACAUCCACCAGCUCCCCGAAUCUAGUAACCAUAGCAACAGCCCUUCUUUGCUGACCGUGGGCUACACCUCUGUCUCUAGCACCACUCCUGACUCCAACCUCUCUGUCGACAGCUCCACAAUGGUGGAGACGGCGCCACCUGUGCCCAAGACAAGGGGGAGGAGAAAGAGGGCGGCUCAAAACACAACGGACAUGGGAGGACGUGCCUCCAAACAGCCUAAAGUCUCCUACAGUUGCAUCUACUGCAACAAGCAAGUGUUUUCCAGUUUGGCUGUGCUUCAAAUUCACCUGCGAACCAUUCACCUGGACAAGCCAGAGCAGGCUCAUACUUGCCAGUUCUGUUUGGAGGUUCUGCCCUCUUUACUAAAUCUAAAUGAACAUCUUAAGCAGGUCCAUAAUGCAGAAGACCAUGCUGUCCUGUUAGCCAGCUUGCCUGACGCCCUCCUUCAGUGUAAUUUCUGCCCUGAGGUAUUGACUGACCUCAACGGCCUCCAGGAACACAUUCGCUGCUCCCAUGGCUUUCCCAGUCCUGUGGCAAAGGAGAGCAAUGCCUUCUUCUGCCCCCAAUGCUUCAUGGGGUUUUUGACCGAGACUACUUUGGAGGAGCAUGUUCGUCAGACUCACUGUGAUGGGGGAAGCCUGCGCUUUGACUCCCCCAUGGCUGUAACUCCCAAGGAGUCUAUAGUAGAGGUGUACUCCUGUUCGUACUGCACCAAUUCCCCAAUAUUCAACAGUGUUCUGAAGCUCAACAAGCACAUUAAGGAGAAUCACAAGAACAUUCCACUGGCACUGAACUACAUCAACAAUGGAAAGAAAUCCCUGCGCACUCUUAGCCCCUCUUCUCCAAUAUCAGUGGAACAUACCCUGCUUAAACAAGGCGGCUCAGCCUCACGCUCUACCGGUGAGUUCAUAUGUAACCAAUGUGGAGCCAAGUAUACCAGUCUAGACCUUUUCCAGACUCACCUAAAAACUCAUCUGGAUGGUAUGCAGCCUCAACUCACCUGCCCACAGUGCAACAAAGAGUUCCCCAACCAGGAGUCCCUGUUGAAGCAUGUGACGAUCCACUUCACUAUUACCUCCACUUAUUACAUCUGUGAGAGCUGUGACAAGCAGUUCACUUCAGUGGAUGACCUACAGAAGCACCUACUCGACAUGCACACCUUUGUGUUCUUUCGUUGCACUCUGUGUCAGGAGGUGUUUGACUCCAAGGUGUCUACUCAGCUCCACCUGGCCGUAAAGCACAGCAAUGAGAAAAAAGUGUAUCGCUGCACCUCCUGCAACUGGGACUUCAGGCAUGAGACUGACCUACAGCUACAUGUCAAACACAGCCAUCUGGAAAACCAGGGCCGUGCCCACCGCUGCAUUUUUUGUGGGGAGUCCUUUGGCACAGAGGUGGAGCUGCAGUGCCACAUCACAACCCACAGCAAGAAGUAUAACUGCCGCUUCUGCAGUAAGGCCUUCCAUGCCAUCGUCCUUCUGGAGAAGCAUUUGAGGGAGAAACACUGUGUGUUUGAGGGAAAGGCACAGAACUGUGGUGCUAAUGGUUCUGCUGUAAGUGUUGUGGAUGGCCAGCCUAAAGAAGAUGCUGAGCUACAUGGUCUCCUAACCAACAGCCAUGGUUCAGGGGUAGCAGUAGGAUCCGUGGUGGAAUCUCAGAACAGCCGGGAUGGAAGUGAGGAAGAGGUGGACACUGCAGAUCCCAUGUAUGGGUGCGACAUCUGCGGGGCAUCUUACACCAUGGAUUCACUCCUCACUAACCACCAGUUGAGGGACCACAAUAUACGCCCUGGUGAGAGUGCCCUGUUGAAAAGGAAAGCUGAAAUGAUAAAGGGCAACCACAAGUGCAAUGUCUGCUCCCGCACCUUCUUCUCUGAGGCUGGGCUGAGGGAACAUAUGCAGACCCACCUUGGGCCUGUCAAACACUAUAUGUGCCCCAUCUGUGGUGAGAGGUUCCCUUCCUUGCUCACCCUUACUGAGCACAAGGUCACCCAUAGCAAGAGUCUGGACACAGGCAGCUGCCGCAUUUGUAAGAUGCCACUGCAUUGUGAGGAGGACUUCCUGGAGCAUUGCCAGAUGCACCCUGACCUGAGGAACUCCCUGACAGGUUUCCGCUGUGUGGUGUGCAUGCAGACAGUCACCUCUACUUUGGAGCUCAAGAUCCAUGGUACCUUCCACAUGCAAAAGACAGGCACUAUGUCCGGCAACCACCAACCCAUGGGCCGAAACAAUAUGAUCUCUCAUAACCAGCAGCAACACCAUAUCCAAAAACCUUUCAAGUGCGCCUCUUGCCUGAAAGAUUUCCGGUCGAAGCUAGACCUGGUGAAGCUGGACAUCAACGGACUGCCUUACGGACUCUGUGCAUCCUGCGUAACAGCAGCUGGCUCCAAGAGCUCCAGUCCAACAGUGAACGGAGGAAGGCAACAGCAGCAGCAUGGUGGAGCCACCACCCCAGCAACAACUACAGCCACGUGGAUCCAGGGGGAGAGACUCAGCCCUGGAGAGGGGAAAGGCAAAGCCGUCUCUUCAUCAUCUUCAUCCUCUUCUACAUCCUCAUUAUCCGCUGCCAAGACACGAUGCUCCAGCUGUAAUGUGAAGUUUGAGACUGAAGCAGAGUUGCAAAACCAUGUCCACACAGUGCAUCGGGAACAGGCUGGGGACAGCAACGGCGGGCAGCUCAAGACCCCCCAGGUGUCCCCCAUGCCCAGAGCCAGUCCCUCACAAACUGAAGAGAAGAAGACAUACCAGUGCAUCAAAUGUCAGAUGGUGUUCUACAGUGAAUGGGACAUCCAAGUCCAUGUGGCCAACCACAUGCUGGAGGAAGGAUUGAACCAUGAAUGCAAGCUCUGUAGUCAGUCAUUCGACUCACCAGCGAAGCUUCAAUGCCACCUGAUUGAGCACAGCUUUGAAGGCAUGGGAGGAACCUUCAAGUGUCCGGUCUGCUUUACAGUAUUCGUCCAGGCCAAUAAGCUCCAGCAGCACAUCUUCUCUGCACACGGACAGGAGGAUAAGAUCUACGACUGCUCGCAGUGCCCACAGAAGUUCUUCUUCCAGACAGAGUUACAGAACCACGCGUUGACUCAGCACAGCAGCUAACGUGGCAAAGAUCAGCGCUGUGGCCAAGAACAAGGAUCACAUGACGCAGAAAAUAAUGCCUGACCACCAAUUACCAUCAGUGCAGUUUCCCACUGACUGUCUUGCGCUGAACUUUCGGUUCAGUUUCACCACAAGGAACCAUGCUACAGCAAGAAAAAAGAAAGGCAAAGAAAAUA
This is a messenger RNA of Anoplopoma fimbria (sablefish), 4687 nucleotides long. Its product is annotated as zinc finger protein 521-like. Gene Ontology annotation, biological process: regulation of transcription by RNA polymerase II. Lineage: Eukaryota; Metazoa; Chordata; Actinopteri; Perciformes; Anoplopomatidae. Gene Ontology annotation, cellular component: nucleus. The transcript is spliced from 8 exons. The record is from RefSeq and is a predicted model, not a curated record. The coding region runs from base 339 to 4511 and encodes 1390 amino acids. Gene Ontology annotation, molecular function: DNA-binding transcription factor activity, RNA polymerase II-specific; RNA polymerase II transcription regulatory region sequence-specific DNA binding.